UGUUGCAGGGAUGUUGAACCAAUAUGGCUGAUCGCCGAUUCCAGUUUCGACGGGCGUCAUUGUCAAUCUAAUGAUUGACAAAUUCAACGACCAAUAAUGUCUUAUUUUCCUUUGCCAAUAACCAAUCACGUCCCAGCAUAUGCAAGGAAACUGUCACGGAAUACAAUAAUCAGCAUAGUGUAUCCACGAGCUACUCGAAGCAACUGUUCAAAAGGCAGCGUGAUUUAGGUUCUGUGAUAUUUUGCUUUAUACCUUUGAGCAACCACGUACCUAUCAACAUAUCCCCGAACCGAUAAGAUUGCAUGACAUCGGCGGGUAUACUUUUCAUAAGACAGUUUGUUUUUAUUCUCUGCAACUCACUUUACCGAGCCAAUAUCCAUGUUUUUAGACCACGGACGGAUUAGUUUAUGUCGCGACACUCGUGACAAAGUUAAAUGGUGAAUUUAGCAAAAUUGGCCAAGAUUCUACCUUUGCCGGUCUUCUUUUACUGACAGAACAUUGCUCGAAAAUUUUUUUGAAGCAGCCAGGUAACGGUGUAGUCUCCCUGGGAAGCGAGCGACCUGGUUUACAUUUGGUUGACAGUUGUAAGAGUGAAACAUCCAUUGGCGACUGCAGGACUGUUAGCCAGAGCAGCUCAAAGCUACACGAACCACAGCUGACAUUUUACAACAGCAUCGGUGGAAAACAAAAUUUUCUUGGAGGGGAUUUCAAGUUUUCUGCAACGUUUUAUACUUCCUCGGAGAAUCAGAGACCACUGUCAGGGCAGUUUUGAGAAAGCUGCUGUGUGUGGACGAAGAGCAGCUUGUGGACAGCCACGGGAUCCCCCAUCGGAUUGUUUUAAUAUCAGUAAUAUUAGCAAACAUGGCUUCUAUUGGAAUGGUGCAGAUGCUGAUCGAAGCAGCCGAGUAUCUUGAUCGCAGGGAACGAGAAGCUGAGCAUGGCUAUGCCUCCAUGCCCCCCUUCAUCAGCAGUCGAGAGAGGGAAAGUUUGAAAAGGAAGAGCAAAAGCAAGAAAAACAUAAGUAGCAGGUCUACGCACAAUGAAAUGGAGAAGAACAGACGGGCACAUCUACGACUGUGUUUAGAGCGACUGAAAUCCUUGGUUCCUUUAGGUCCAGAUGCCAACAGGCACACAACUCUGAGCCUGCUCAUGAAGGCCAAAGAGCACAUCAAGAAGUUGGAGGAGAGUGACCGAAGAGCCCAGCACACCUUAGAACAGUUACAGAGAGAGCAGAGACAUCUGAGAAGGCGUCUGGAGCAGCUCGGUGUGGAGAGAAUCCGCAUGGACAGCACUGGCUCGAUCGUGUCCUCUGACAAAUCAGACUCUGAUCAAGAGGACCUGGAUGUGGAUGUGGAGGGAACAGACUACCUUCUGGGUGAUCUGGAGUGGAGCACCAGCAGCGUUAGCGACUCGGGAGAUGAGCGGGGCAGCCUCCGCAGCAGCUGUAGUGAUGAAGGCUACGCCAGCGCCAGCCUGCGGCGCCUGCAAGACACUCAGGAGAGGGCCAAGCAGCUGGCCCGCACACUAUAAACAUCUCCUUCGUCCUCUUGUCCCGUUCCAGGAAUGGCGCCACACCCUGGUCACAUAGCCACUUCAAUACCCCACUCCUGCCAUCACCCCACCCACCCUCCACCUUUCCCUACAGGAUGAAACCAAUUGUGGGGCUUUUCAUCCAGCCAGGCUGCUGCAGAUAUCGUGCCCACCCAUAUUAACUUUCCAUUCUGAGUGAGCAACUGUGAGGAACCCGCCCACAGCCAGCCCGCGUGAUUAUUUGCAGGUCAUUAGGUAUUACACACCGUGCACCAAUCAAACAAGUUGGGUCCUCCCCUACUUGUCCCUCCGUCCGUCUCAAAUUCAACUUUCAGCCAGAGAAUGUUACUUUACAAUAGUCCCUUCCUCUUUUUAUGUCUUCAGAGGAAUGAGAAGCACUUAUGAGAUUUCACCCAAAGUCACGCCCACUCCAUCAUUGCUCCUCGCUGUCCAGUAAGAUGGUGCUCCAGCAAGCAGGCUUUUGUUUCUGCCCAGCUCAUCAGUCAGUCAUGUGUUUUUGUAAGCAUAAACAUGUAAACCUUUUCCAUACAUCUCAUAAAGAAAAUAUAUGACACACACGGCCCUCAGAAGUAAUCUAGAAGGUGUUACAAAUAUUUUGAAGCGCACAGCAUGGAGCAGCAAUAUGAGCAUCGCUAACAAGCCAUCUUCACCCAUCAUUUUUGCUCCACUUCCAGUUACUGGAUGGUUUGGGUCGAUGCUUUCUGCCACUCUCUGACGACUGUGGUGUUUUUCAUAUGUAUGUACCUGUGUGUGUGUGUGUGUGUGUGUGUGGUGUGUGUGUGUGUGUGUGUGUGUGUGUGUGUGUGUGUGUGUGUGUGUGUGUGUGUGUGUGUGUGUGUGUGUGUGUGUCGGAAUCUGGCAAUGACAGAAGUCACGUCAGUUUCUUUCCCCAGGCACUUUGCCAAUUUGUGGAAUGUUUUGGCAGUUGGUGCAAACGCACCAUUACCCACCAUUUCUUGCCCAUGUGUUAUGUGGGAUAGAAACAUCUACCUAUUGAGAGCAGUCGAGAGGCUGCAGAACAUUCCACUUAAGGCUGAGAGCGUUAUUUUUCUUUUGUUAGUAGAUGAUCUUGCCAGCAACUAACAAAAGGAAAGCCACCCUAAAACCGAAUGUCUGCUUUACGUUUUACUGUGAGCACCAACCACUAGAGGACUCAGUUUUACGUUAAUACCGAAAAAGACCCUCUCUUUGGUCUUGCCUUGAUAGCUAUUAAUUGUUUUUGAAGAAAUGUACAUCCAAUGUAAAUAGUUUACAGAAAGAAACCUGUCUAUCAGAUGUAUUUAUUAGAUCUGCUAAAGCUAGAGAUGAAUAUAAAUAUAUUUAAUUAGUUCUACUUAGCCUUUGUUCUCUUUGUGACGUUUUCUUGAGAGUUUCACGUGAAGUUUGUUUGCACAGCCUAGUCAAUCCAUAGAAUAUUUAGAAAUGUCUCUCGUGCCUCAAGGCUUUGUGUCCUUUGGGAAGUUUGGCACAGAUCUCUUAGAAGAUAUGUUACUCUGUGGUUGAUGGUCCUUAACUGUUUCUUCAUUGCCACCAGGCUCCUAAUAAGACAAAAAAAAAAUAAGAAUUAAAAAAUCUGAAUAAAAAUCAUAACUUAGUUUUUGGUGGCAGUAGAGGGAGUGGAGGCUUGCCCCCACCUAAAAAAAAAACCAAAAGGUUGUUUUUUAUAAAUCCUCAUAUUUCAUCUCCUUGUAUGGUCAGGAAGCCAUGCCUGAUGAGGAUUGCCAUUUAUUUUGAAUGUAGAUAUCCUCCAUCCUGCAGCCAGCAUCUCCGCUUGGGGCCAAACAAGCAGCAUCCCCCCACCCCACGAUAGCUACCACUUAUGGUUCUUAGUUCAUGGAUGAAGAUGGUACACUAAAAUGAAUCAACAGGGGGAGAAGAAGAUCACAAAAUUAGAUGUGAUUUUUUUUUUUCCUGAGUGUGAAAUGCAGCUUUUUUUGUGAACUCAAACCUCUUGAACCAGAGAAGAACUGUGUUCCAAUGUUAGGAUGUGAAUGGAAAUGUACUGAAAAGUGUGUAUUCACCGAUGCAUGCAUGGAGUGUGUGCGUAUCAACCUUGGACAAUUGAUUGUGUGCAUCUCGAUAUAUUUUAGGCAGUAUAACAUAAAAGCCCUCAAAAUCUGGUUUUGGAAAGGUCAUCAUGAAGGCUUUGUACUGUGGUGUAGUUCCAAUAUUUGGUCUAUCUUUCUACAAAUGACUGGUUUAAUAUUUAUUACAGGACUGUCAUAGAACUACAUAUGCAUUGUUGGGAUGAAAGGAAAUCAAUUGGCCAAGUGUUAUUUCAUCACUGUCUUCAGAGAGAAUUAUUUAGGGGGACAGAGGAAUGGCAGUUUUAAACCCCAGUAAAACAUUGUUUUUGGUCGUAUAAUGCAAAAAGGAGAAAUUGUCUGCUUGAAGAAAAUUUCUCGCGUUAUGCCUGGAUCAGACUACAAGACAAAUUUGGUCUUUCCCGGUUGUACUAUGUCAGAAUAUACUGGCAUCAAAACUUGCUGUUUCUCGGGGAGACAGCGGCAACACUACACAUUUAUUUUGAUACCACCAUGUCCUGUUUUUUUUUUUUUUUUUUUACCAUCACUGAGCUUUAUCUCAUCAGAUAAAACAAGAACACAGACAGAUCUCUGAGCCCAUUAAGUUUAAUGUAACUUCAAGGUCGGGACUAUAAAGCCAAACUUAAUCUUAAUCAAACUUAAUUAUAGGUUCUGAAUUUUGGUCCACAUUUGUUAUUCUGAAAAAGCAUUGAUUUAAUCUGGCUGACUUGACACCUUAUUUUAAGACUAGUCUGAUCAAAUAUUUUUUUUUUUUGUUUUGUCGAAUCUCAGGAGACUGAAAAUAUUGCGUUUGAAUUUUAAAGGUUGAAUUUUUUUAAUAUGGUGAAUUUGUUAACAAAAAGUUAAACUGAAAUACAACUAUUGGAAAUGUGAUCACUUUGAAAUAACUGAAUUUUACAACAUAACAUUUUUAAUGCCAUUUUUAAUUCAGAUCCUUCCAUAAAUCCGGUGUACUCUGAAGCUUCUGGAAGCAUUUGUUUGUGCACGUGAAUGAAUGUUGACAAUGACAAGCACAGGUGGCAAUGCGACGGUCACAAAACGCAGUCCUAUUGGUCGACAUCAAGGUGCGCUAUCAAGCUAUCAAAAAAAAAUCUAACUUGCUAAAGUUUUCAUUUUGGUGUCAUCGGUCUAUCUCAGGGCCAAAAUGGUUGCUCAUGGAUUAUGUCACACUACAAUAAUUUUUGUCGCUCUCCACAAAAUAUGUCGGGCACGGUCUGGGGAAAUGGGCUGCAAUAGCUAAUCGGGCCGAUAUCAGCUAAAAUUCUAUAGUCUGAUCUAGGCAUUAACCUAGUUUCUUUUACCCCAUUCCCAAUUCAUGGUCUUGUCUUCUGCCAAUCUGCAUUUAGGAGCCUGAGCCCCCUGCAACUCCACCCCUGUCCCCACCCCACUCCACUGGCAUUUGUGGUUAAGGCCAGAAAGGUCGAUGGCGGAUGUAGUGUUUAAGACCCUGGUGCUUUCAACGUCUGCCGUAAGAGGCAGGGGUUCAAUCUAAAGAACAACCAGUUGUUUAAGCUACAGAAUUUCAGCACUGAUGGAUCUUGUGUUCAUGUAUGUUUAUAAGUUACUUGAUUUGUGCAUACAGUACAUUGUGGCUCAUAUUGCCUUAAACUGACCUAAAAUGUAAAACCCAACAAAAAUGUACUACAUGUUUGAAUAUGUUGAAAUGUACGGCUAAUAAUUGUUUUGAGGCAUGCUGUCAUGCAUUAACACAACACUGACACAAUCAUCAUCACCCGAUGCUGCCUUUCUUCUGAGGCAGCUCAUUUCUUCUCUAUGUUCAAAAUCAACCUGAAGGUGGACAUUUUGUGCACUUAAUUUUCAAGAAUUGGACAAACUGAAGCAAUUUAAAAUGUGCAGCAGCAAUUUAUAUUUGCCCGUGAAAGUAAUAAAUAACUU
Messenger RNA from Syngnathoides biaculeatus (alligator pipefish), 5492 nucleotides. RefSeq names its product MAX dimerization protein 1 (gene mxd1). Gene Ontology annotation, biological process: negative regulation of transcription by RNA polymerase II. The coding region runs from base 862 to 1530 and encodes 222 amino acids. The record is from RefSeq and is a predicted model, not a curated record. NCBI's taxonomy places the organism in Eukaryota, Metazoa, Chordata, Actinopteri, Syngnathiformes, Syngnathidae. Gene Ontology annotation, molecular function: DNA-binding transcription factor activity, RNA polymerase II-specific; protein dimerization activity; RNA polymerase II cis-regulatory region sequence-specific DNA binding. The transcript has 6 exons.